GGUGGUGGGACAUUAAGUCCAUGUGCUUGCAUGUGCUGUGUCUCUCUCUAAAUGGCCCACCAAUUCCCUCCUUUAACCACAUAAAUUGGUUUCUGCACAUUCUUCUAUUUCCCAUGCUUUUCUCUCUCUCGGAUCUCUAAAUCUUCCCAACUAAUAAUCCUUUCUCUCAUUAAACCACAAAUUUCCCAGAAUGAGCAAUCCCAAUUCGUUGAAACGAGAUUUUUUGAAGAAAUGGCUGAUGGGUCUUCAAAUAUACACAACCACCAACCGAAACAUGACCGUCGCCGACAGAAAAAGGGCCAUAAAGUUAUCCGCCGAUAUUGCUUUGGCGUCCUCCAGAAACUGUGCCACUCGUUGGAGCCGAGCUGUCAUUGCUGGCACCUCCGUCCAUGACGGCAGCUUCCUGGUGGCUAACGGCGUAUUGGGUCGUGCUGUAUGCGAGAGAAUCAAGGAAAGCAGUUCAAAAAUCACGCGAAGUUCGUGGUGUAGUGGGAAGAUUCUGAAACGGAGCCGCCGUGUGGGGCGGAGGAAAAAAUGUAGGAAGGCGGGUGCUGAGUGGAUUGCAAAAAGGUUGGUGCAAAAAAGAACAAGAAUGCUUCGUGGGUUGGUUCCCGGAGGUGAAUUUAUGGAUGAAGUUUCGUUAAUUGAAGAAACCCUAGAUUACAUUUUGGCUCUUCAAACUCAGGUUGAUGUCAUGCGGUGUCUUGCAACGACUGCAUACGUAGCGCCACCAUCAUUAUGAGUAUCCAACAUUGGUAUGAUGAAUGGAUGGUGAAACUUAUGGUCUUUUGCUUUAAACAUAUGUAUAGCUAAUUGGGAGUUAAAUGUAGUGAUAAUUUGAAAACAUGGUCUUGUACAUAUUAAAUUUUAUGUAAGUUAAGACAUAUAUUAUUACCCUUUUUAGAAUUGGGUUCGU
Messenger RNA from Cucurbita pepo subsp. pepo (vegetable marrow), 916 nucleotides. RefSeq names its product transcription factor IBH1-like 1. NCBI's taxonomy places the organism in Eukaryota, Viridiplantae, Streptophyta, Magnoliopsida, Cucurbitales, Cucurbitaceae. The record is from RefSeq and is a predicted model, not a curated record. Gene Ontology annotation, biological process: regulation of DNA-templated transcription.